AGUUUGUCUAACAGCUGACUUUUUCUGUUAACAAGCUCCAGCACAUAGCAACGCCGCUCCAUCGCUUUUCUGUAAAAUGAAAGUGCCUUCAAAUGCGGUCGGAAAUGCUCGAUAUAUUUAUCGAGCUGACGGAAAACAAUCAUUGUGAAAUAUCAAGUCUAGCUACUUGUGCUACAUUGAGGGUUACAGACACAAAUGGGCCAUUUAAGUGACACUCCCACCACCGCGCAACGCUGUGGCCAAUCGCCGGACCGAGUGAUCUUUAGCUAGUGCGUUUAGGCUGCGGCGGUUGGGGGCCGAGAAAAACCUCAGAGGCCUGGGCAGCGAAAAGUUGAGACAUAUUCAACUUUUGAAGAAGGGCAACCCCGAUGUCAACCUGCGGUGGCUAAUCGUGUAACUGGCGAUCAUGUCAGUCCGUUUUGAGGAGGCUUUGGACAAUGUCCCCAUGCUUCUGUACAUCCUGGCCCUGAAGACGCUGCUGCUGUGUAUGGCGUUUGCCGGGGCGAAGAUCUACCAGAGUAAGAAAGCAGAGCAGGCCCUGAAGAAGCAGCAGGAUGAGAGGAGGAGGCUGGCCCAGCAGACGCAGGAGCUCCUAGACAACAAGAAGGAGGACUGAGCAGAGAGGAGAAGCUGCUCUACACGGGGAGACGCGUUACCGACCUGAGGAACAAGCCACCUACUCCACAUAGGAGCCAGAUGUCUGACUGUCAGCAGCAGGAGGACAUUCCUGUGCUUUAGGAAAUUGUUUGUGGUUCCAGUACCAGUUUUUUAUAUAUAUAUAUAUCUAUAUAUAUAUAUAUAUAUAUAUUGUGUAAAUGUUUGACUGAACUUGGUUUUUAUGAAAUGAAGUUCUAGCAGCAACCAUGUGGUCUCACUGAAGUGAGACUAAGACGAGGGACUGUUAAACAGAGAUGGACUCGGUAUAAGAACCACAGCAGAAUCAUUUACACAACACCCACUCCUUUUUGGAGCCUCAUCUUUUGUCUCGUUUUAUACUUGUAGAUCUCAACACUACAAUUAUCUUCACUUUGUACACCGGGAUAGUGGUAGAAUCAAAGCUUGUCAAAUCUACAUAUUUUUAAGAAUACAGCAUGGUAUUUAUUCUGUAAUAUUCUUUGCAAUUUGUGAGCCAGCUUUGUGCCAAACUUGUGUUAUUACAUUAAAUAGUUUGUUCCACAUGGUACAA
Messenger RNA from Perca fluviatilis (European perch), 1186 nucleotides. Its product is annotated as small integral membrane protein 11A-like. Bases 407 to 616 code for a protein of 69 amino acids. The record is from RefSeq and is a predicted model, not a curated record. NCBI's taxonomy places the organism in Eukaryota, Metazoa, Chordata, Actinopteri, Perciformes, Percidae. The transcript is spliced from 3 exons.